This is a messenger RNA of Drosophila virilis, 993 nucleotides long. It is a transcript of the gene dmrt93B, whose product is annotated as doublesex-Mab related 93B. Gene Ontology annotation, molecular function: DNA-binding transcription factor activity, RNA polymerase II-specific; RNA polymerase II cis-regulatory region sequence-specific DNA binding. The record is from RefSeq and is a predicted model, not a curated record. Lineage: Eukaryota; Metazoa; Arthropoda; Insecta; Diptera; Drosophilidae. Gene Ontology annotation, biological process: sex differentiation; regulation of transcription by RNA polymerase II. Gene Ontology annotation, cellular component: nucleus.
UUUGAAUUGAAUCCCUUCUGCUGCAAUGGCCGAUGAUAGUGCGGUGGUUGGGCAGCUUAACGCGGCCAAGCGACCACGUCUCGCAGCCGGCUCGAAGUCGACGAAACCCAUCGAGACGCAGCUGGCCAAAGCCUCGAAUCGGGUGCCCAAGUGCGCCCGCUGCCGCAACCAUGGCAUCAUCUCGGAACUACGCGGCCACAAAAAGCUCUGCACCUACAAGAGCUGCAAGUGUGCCAAGUGUGUCCUGAUCUUCGAGCGACAGCGCAUUAUGGCAGCACAGGUUGCCCUCAAGCGCCAGCAGGCGGUGGAGGAUGCCAUCGCGCUGCGCCUGGUGGCGAACAAGACGGGCCGCAAAAUCGAUGCUCUGCCGCCGGGCAGCAUCUUUGGCCUGACCGUAACGCAGCCCAAGGACCAGGCAGCAGCAGCACACAGUCCACAGGAGGCAGCGGAGCAGCCGCAGCAGCAGCAGCCGACGUCAGUUGUUGCGGAGCCCGAAACCUUGGCUGUGGCCCAGGAUCUGAGUGCACCGCGUCGCGAGAUUGUCUCCCAAACGGCAAUUGAUAUGCUGGCGCAGCUAUUCCCACAGCGCAAGCGCUCCGUGCUGGAGCUGGUGCUCAAGCGCUGCGACCUGGACUUGAUACGCGCCAUUGAGAACGUCUCGCCGCCGGCGGAGCAGACGCUCGCGGAGCAGCUGCCGCCGCCGUUGCCGCAGCCCCCGUCGCUGCCCUUGCCGCAAGCACUGCAGCUGGCCAUGCCGCCGCGCAGCAGCGCCUUCAGGCCAGUCAUAGCCGAACAGUAUGCGGCAAAGGCCUCGUCGACGGCAGCCGCCGCCAUUUGCGCGUAUCCCAAGUGGUUUGUGCCGCUCUCCUUUCCCGUCACCAUGGGCCACCUGUCCAAUUUGGCGCCGCGCUGCAAUCUGCCCAACUGCAGCUGCCUGGAGAGCUAUCAGUUCCAUUAACCACAACAACAAAGCAGAAACUAUGCAAAAAUUAA